AUGGCACAGACCAACAGCGGUGGGCAGGGGACCAACGGGGUAGCGGAUGAGUCCCCCAACAUGAUAGUGUACAGAAAGAUGGAGGAAGUAAUAGCACGCAUGCAGGAUGAGAAAAAUGGCAUCCCAAUCCGAACAGUGAAAAGUUUUCUUACCAAGAUCCCCAGUGUAUUUUCAGGUUCUGACAUUGUACAGUGGAUGAUCAAGAAUCUGGACAUCGAAGAUCAAGUGGAGGCUCUUCACCUAGGAACUCUGAUGGCUGCACAUGGUUACUUCUUCCCCAUCUCAGAUCACGUCCUCACUCUCAAAGAUGAUGGCACUUUCUAUAGGUUUCAGACUCCCUACUUUUGGCCAUCAAACUGCUGGGAACCAGAAAACACAGACUAUGCUGUUUACCUCUGCAAAAGAACAAUGCAAAAUAAAGCACGUCUGGAGCUUGCAGACUAUGAAGCGGAGAGCUUAGCAAGGCUACAGAGAGCUUUCGCCAGGAAAUGGGAGUUCAUUUUUAUGCAAGCAGAAGCACAAGCGAAAGUGGACAAGAAAAGAGACAAAAUUGAGAGGAAAAUCCUUGACAGUCAGGAAAGAGCAUUCUGGGAUGUUCACAGACCAGUGCCUGGAUGUGUGAAUACAACAGAAGUCGACAUAAAGAAGUCCUCCAGAAUGAAAAACCCCCAUAAAACCAGAAAGUCUGUGUAUGGGCUGCAGAAUGAUAUCCGUACCCAUAGCCCAACCCACACCCCCGCCCCAGAGGCCAAACAACCUACAGAAGAAGAACUGCAGGAACAGAUCACCUUUUGGCAAUUGCAAUUAGACAGGCAUCGACUGAAAAUGUCCAAAGUGGCAGAGAGUUUGCUGGGCUACACAGAGCAGUACCUUGAAUACGACCCCUUCCUCACGCCUCCAGACCCAUCCAACCCCUGGAUCUCAGAUGACACCACACUCUGGGAACUCGAAGCCAGUAAGGAACCAGGUCAGCAGAGGGUAAAGAGGUGGGCUUUUGGCAUUGAUGAGGUUCUCAAAGAUCCUGUGGGGAGAGAGCAGUUCCUCAAGUUCCUGGAGUCUGAGUUCAGCUCAGAGAAUCUCAGGUUCUGGCUAGCAGUCCAGGAACUAAAGAAGCGUCCCAUCAGAGAAGUUCCAACUCGAGUUCAGGAGAUCUGGCAGGAGUUUCUGGCCCCUGGAGCUCCUAGUGCCAUCAAUGUUGACUCCAAGAGCUACGCCAAAACCACCCAGAAUGUCAAAGACCCUGGACGCUACGCCUUCGAGGAUGCACAGGAACACAUCUACAAAUUGAUGAAGAGUGAUUCUUACAGUCGUUUCAUCCGUUCCAGUGCCUAUCAGGAGUUAUUACAGGCCAAGAAGAAGAAAAGUAAGAACUUGUUCUGA
Molecule: messenger RNA, 1380 nt
Organism: Scomber japonicus (chub mackerel)
Lineage: Eukaryota; Metazoa; Chordata; Actinopteri; Scombriformes; Scombridae
Gene: rgs7a
Product: regulator of G protein signaling 7a
Exons: 16
Coding region: 1-1380 (459 amino acids)
Biological process (GO): regulation of G protein-coupled receptor signaling pathway; intracellular signal transduction; G protein-coupled receptor signaling pathway
Source: RefSeq, a predicted model, not a curated record